Molecule: messenger RNA, 4251 nt
Organism: Dermacentor albipictus
Lineage: Eukaryota; Metazoa; Arthropoda; Arachnida; Ixodida; Ixodidae
Source: RefSeq, a predicted model, not a curated record
CCUCCGUUCGGCAGCGGCCUGGACAUGUCCCGAACAGCGACUGACUUCUGUUCCCGCACGAUGCGAAGUUUCUCCGUGGAAGUACACGUUUUUCGCAAAGGGAACGGUGAUGCUUUAGCCUGACGCCGACGAUGGUAAUUUGCAAAAGCGGCGUUUUUGCUCACUCAUUUUGAUAUUGAAACUCAUACACUCGGUCACUGAAGCACUGCAUCGUCACACACCAUUUCUGGCAGCGAGAACCGAACGAACCACGGGGAAAACUGUAAGCAGGAUCUGAACCAUGUUGUGCGCAAUGGCGGCUACCGCACGAGAAUGACGGUGCCUCUGAGGAAUUUCCGAUGUCGCUGGCAUUGCCGAACAUUCCACGUGCGUCGGCGAUGAGGAGGCUACAGCACGACUGAGGCUGCGGGAUGAAGGAAAAGUCCAAGAACGCGGCCCGCUCCCGACGAGAGAAGGAGAACGCGGAGUUCGGUGAGCUGGGCCAGCUCCUGCCGCUGCCGGCGGCCAUCACCAGCCAGCUCGACAAGGCGUCCGUCAUCAGGCUCACCAGUUCGUACCUGAAGAUGAGGGACCUGUUCCCGGACGGCCUGGGCGACAGCUGGGGAUCCUGUCCUCCGGUCAUCUCCAGUCGUGAGGGGGCCAUAAAAGAACUGGGAUCACAUUUGCUUCAGCAGACCCUUGAUGGCUUCGUGUUCGUGGUGGCACCCGAUGGCAAGAUCAUGUACAUCUCAGAGACGGCAUCGGUGCACCUUGGACUGUCGCAGGUGGAACUGACGGGCAACAGCAUCUACGAGUACAUCCACCCGGCCGACCACGAUGAGAUGACGGCCGUGCUCACGCUACAAAGUGCACUGCCGCACCCGCACAGCGCCCAGGAGCUGGAGGUGGACCGUUCCUUCUUCGUGCGCAUGAAGUGCGUGCUGGCCAAACGCAACGCGGGUCUCACGGCGGGCGGCUACAAGGUGAUCCACUGCAGUGGCUACGUCAAGGUGCGCCACUACUCCAUGGACGCGGCGCCCUACGACGGAUGCUACCAGAACCUCGGCCUCGUCGCCGUCGGACACUCCCUGCCGCCGUCCGCCAUCACCGAGAUCAAGAUGUACGCCAAUAUGUUCAUGUUCCGCGCGUCGCUCGACCUCAAGCUGAUCUUCCUCGACGCAAGAGUGGCACCAUUGACGGGUUACGAGCCUCAAGACCUCAUCGAAAAGACACUCUACCACUACAUACACGGCUUCGACUGUCUGCACAUACGUUACUCGCACCACACACUGCUCCUCAAGGGCCAGGUCACCACCAAGUAUUACCGUUUCCUCUCCAAGGAGGGCGGCUGGGUAUGGAUGCAGAGCUACGCAACCAUUGUUCAUAAUAGCCGCUCAUCAAGGCCUCACUGCAUCGUCAGCGUCAACUAUGUCCUCAGUGAGCCUCAAGCGCAGGAUAUUCAACUACAGAUACAUCAGACCCGGACAAAACCAUCACCCUGCACCAGCUAUUCCAGCACUGAAGUCGUUCCAGCAUCAGUACCGCCAUCUACUAGCAAACCUGUGCCAAAUAAAGUAAAAUCCUCCAAGGGAAAAUGUCGGAGGUCGCCCUACUACUGCAACGUCGCUACUGCCGAGGCCUGCUCAAACGGCGGUAGCACUUCAGGUCACGGCAGUCAGGCCUGCUACGAACCGGCAGCAGCUGCACCCUAUGGCGGCGAGUUCUUGUCAGCCUACGUGCUUCCGUUUGCCGAAGACCGCUGGGUAGCUCCGUACGGCUUGCCCCAAGCUGACGCCACCUCUGGUUGCUGUUCUCAGCCGACAAGGUCCGCAUCAGCAACGACUUCCGGCUACGCAACGAUACCAGAAGAACGCUACAUGACUAGAACGGACAUGGACAGCUAUCCUGGCUAUGCAGAUUGCAGUGGAACCCUCGGAGUAGACACGAGUGAAGACAAUGGCUUGAAUGGAUCUUCGUCACGGCCGGGUUCUUUACUGCAAUGCGCCGACCUUUACGCAGUCAAGGAGGGCACCCUGUCGUCGUCGUCCUGUUCUCGUAGUAGUGGAUCGGCCCACGACCUGGUCGCCAGCCCCGCGAGCUCCUCCCUCUUUCAGCACAGGCCUUACAGCACCCACUCCGAUUCUACGCUGUCGGAAUCAGAUCUGGAAGGUAUCCAAGCGCUGCCUCAUGUUUCCCAGCCGCCGUCCUCUACGAGGAGGUCACCCUGCUCCAGCAGGAGUGCGUUCGAUGGUUCUCCCGUUGCGGCGAACACGAAGUCGGAAUCCGAAACGCCUGUGCCAGUGGUGCUCCCGCUAGAAGACACCGGUCACUCGGGCGGUGCCGUGGCUCUCCAACCCACGACAAGCUACCAGAGUGCAGUGGUCGAAGGUCAACCAUCGCCGAGUGGUGACCUGCUCAAGACUUCCGUCGACGCCUACGAGGCACUCGAGCCUCCGGUGGACGUAUUCGCUCUGUACGGUCAGAGACUCGUGGGUGCAGACUACGACAGCGCUGCACGCUUUUUGCUGCCUUCGUGCGAACGUGGACAGGUUGCGCACAUGGCCUACCGUCAUGAUACACCCGCGCCACCUGCAACGUCAUUUGCCGGUGCUUCAAACAGACAAGCGCCGGGAUAUGCCAGUGUCAUUGUGGACGCGCAGCAGUACCACGUGUCGAAUGGAUUUGUGCACUAACACCUAGGCAGCGUGUACGGGUUCGUGAAUGGAAUGUGUGCAGAGUACUUGAAGCUACGAGGGAAAUUAUUUGUACACUUGUACAGGAUACGUAUUUUCAGUUUGUUGGCAUAGGCGAAGGCAGACAUUUCAGCGUAUAUGUCAAGACUAGCGCUUGGUCCGUGAUCAGGUUCACUUGAGUGCAUGAGGAAGCCAGCUAUGACUAUAAAGUGUACCUGUUUUUGUCAAGGCUUCCUAGUGCAGUAUACGCUUUGUCAUUCAAAGCACUAGCGAGUAAGCCUAGCUUUGACAAAAUAUAUCUGUAAAUUACUUGCUGCUUCAUAAUGAAGAAAGAUCUGCAAAGCUUACUUCACUCGUACAAAAUGAUAAAGUGAUUUAGCACAUGCGAAGUCAGUGGUUGCAUGAAGCGGACAGGGUAAUUCACCACAAGACUGAAAUUCGAUGAGCGAUGCGCAUGGUUUACGAGAACUGCUGCCACACUGAAGUCCAUGUGUACCUGUUCGACUCCAGGUUUCGGUUAAGCAGCAGUGCACACCAAACACAAUAAUAACUGAUGGGUAUUAGGUUCAUGUGUAGCGUUUGUGCCACAACAUCAAACUUUCAAGCAGAUAAAGCACUCCUUGAUUUUUGAUAUAUGUCGAGUAAAGAGUAGAAGGUUGACAGCGAGAGAGAGAAAGCUUUCUAUUAAAAGCAAAUUUCUGCGCCAGCGUUUGUCUGACCACGUAGAUGUUACUCGGCUUGUACACAAGAGUAGUGAGGGAAACGCCAUUGAAAAAAAAAUGAAGUCAAUAAAGUAAACAGCAAACUAUUAAGGGACAUAAUGCCCACAUGUGGCAUGACGUGCAAAUCAGUGAGUGAUAGAUAAAUAUAAAACAUUUCCCAUUUCUUGCCAGCAAGUCAACUCCUUCCGAAAAUAAGCAAAUAGUAUAUGAAGCCCGACGCUGCCUAAGAAAAGAAAGUAUGGUACCUAACAUGCUCUGCGGAAAAAAUUGCUGACAAAUAGUACAUUUGUGAGUGUGAUAAAAUGCAGACUUCUUUCGAGUAGAUGGUGAACGUAGUAUACGUCACAGCGAGUUUAGUGCCCAAAAAUGAGUAAAAUAACUUUAGCACCUCACACUAAUUGUAAUCGGUUGCCCAUAAACUCGAUUUUCCCAAGAGCACCAUGCUCGUCAUAACAGACAUUGCCGUCAAUACAGCAUAUCACGGUCACCUUACGCUUCAUGUGAACAUGGAGGAAUUAUUGUUCUGCUGGUAUAACCCCAUCAAAGGCAUUUACCACGCCACGCAAGCCACGAAACGAAAUGACUGUCGUUGAAAUUUGUCCCAGCCCUUUCUCAUGCAGGUCUGUUUCCUACUGUUUUCUUCCCCAGGAGAAAAGAUCGGGAAAAAAAGAGACUUGCUUCAUUUCCGGUGAAUGUGCGCGCGCACGCAUUUUGAGUAUGAAUACUUGAGUACCUGUACGUAAAGAGUCAAUUCCAGCACCUGCUGUUCUAAUUUAAUGUGGAAUACUCGGUUCACUUCAAGUGAAGUUGAAAAAGUCUUGAAAUAAAGAAAACAGCUAUGCCUGUGUCUAAGACAC